Messenger RNA from Photinus pyralis (common eastern firefly), 4273 nucleotides. Its product is annotated as 5-oxoprolinase. Lineage: Eukaryota; Metazoa; Arthropoda; Insecta; Coleoptera; Lampyridae. The record is from RefSeq and is a predicted model, not a curated record. Gene Ontology annotation, molecular function: 5-oxoprolinase (ATP-hydrolyzing) activity. Gene Ontology annotation, cellular component: cytosol. Bases 255 to 4124 code for a protein of 1289 amino acids. Gene Ontology annotation, biological process: glutathione metabolic process. The transcript is spliced from 16 exons.
UGAGCUAGUAGUCGUUGAACUUUUAGUUCAGUAAUGAAUAGCAAAAAUGUAGUUUUCCGUACAAACAUGAUUCCUACGUUAAUUUCAUAUAAAAAUUAAGCGCCUUGCUAUUUUCGCAUCAAACGUCGUCAAGUGCUAAAGUCCUAUUACAAUAAACGCUAUCAUUUAUUUAAAAGUAAUAUACUCGCUAUAAUUUUUUUACUAUUGGUUUUCGGUGCACUUUCUACGGAUCUAUAACGGAAAAUACUAAAAGUAUGCCAGGCGACGACUCAAAGUUUCAAUUUGCGAUCGAUCGGGGAGGUACCUUCACCGAUGUCUUUGCCCGUUGCCCUGGUGGUAAAAUCAGGGUAUUAAAAUUACUUUCCGAAGACCCACAGCACUACGACGACGCCCCCAUUGAGGGUAUACGCCGUAUUCUACAAGAGGAGACCGGGAGAGCAACAGAUAUCAAUGGAAGCGUAGAUAGUUCCUUAAUAGAAUGGAUAAGGAUGGGCACAACGGUGGCAACAAACGCCUUACUAGAACGAAGGGGCGAAAAAAUGGCUUUGAUCAUAAAUAAGAAUUUUCAUGAUUUACUAUUAAUCGGAAACCAGGCGCGGCCAAGUAUAUUCGAACUUAAUAUUCAACGUCCCGAGGUAUUAUAUUCAGAAGUCGUCGAGGUCAAUUGUAGAGUUAUACCCGCACUUAUCGGCAAAUGCGAAUUAGGCGAAAAAUCGGCAGAAUGGAAAAUCGUGGAUGGGAACAUGGGCGAAAAACUGUACGUUAUAAAAGAUUUAAAUCGUGACGAAAUUCGACAAGAUUUAGAACGUGUAAGAAAUGCCGGAAUUAGCAGUAUUGCGGUCGUUUUGGCACAUAGUUAUAUGUACGCCGAGCACGAAAAGGAAAUUGGGCAAAUAGCCGAAGAAUUAGGGUUUAGUCACGUUUCUUUGUCGCACGACGUUAUGCCGAUGGUGAGGAUGGUUCCGCGAGGGUUUACCGCUUCGGCGGAUGCCUAUUUAACUCCAAUCGUCAAAAGAUACGUGCAGGGAUUUGCAAAAGGGUUUAAUAACAAUUUGAAAGACACGCGUGUUCUAUUUAUGCAAAGUGAUGGUGGCUUGACGCCUAUGUAUAAUUUUAAUGGGGCUCGCGCUAUUUUAUCUGGUCCCGCUGGAGGUGUUGUCGGGUAUGCGAUGACAACUUGGAAAAAAGAAACUGAUCUUCCAGUUAUUGGGUUUGAUAUGGGUGGAACUUCCACCGACGUGUCGCGAUUCGCUGGUAAGUUUGAGCAUGUUUACGAAAGUACUACGGCAGGAGUUACCAUGCAAGCACCCCAUUUGGAUGUCAAUACUGUAGCGGCCGGAGGUGGUUCUAUGCUUUUCUUCAGAUCUGGCUUGUUCGUGGUUGGCCCCGAAUCAGCCGGUGCCCAUCCAGGCCCAGUCUGUUAUAAGAAAGAUGGUCACUUAGCAGUCACCGAUGCUAAUUUAAUCCUUGGACGAUUAUUGCCAGAGUACUUCCCGAAAAUAUUUGGACCUGACGAACGGUCACCUUUAGACAAAGAGGCUACUUUAGCAGAGUUCCAAAAAUUAACAGGGGAAAUUAAUCACUUUUUGGCACAUCAGGAUACCAAAGAGAAGAAAGUGAUGACCUUGGAAGAGGUUGCAAUGGGUUUUGUUCAGGUUGCCAAUGAAGCUAUGUGUCGACCCAUACGAGCGUUGACGCAAGCUAAAGGUUUCGACACAAGUAGACAUGCGUUGGCUUGUUUUGGAGGUGCAGGUGCGCAGCACGCUUGUGCAAUUGCUCGUUCGUUGGGAAUGUCGGUUGUAUUUGUACACAAAUACGCAGGAAUUCUAUCCGCUUACGGUAUGGCACUUGCGGACGUUGUUCAGGAAAAACAAGAACCGUGUUCGAAAGUGUACGAGCCCACAAAUUAUGCACUGUUUGAGGAACGUUUGGAUGAACUCUGCCAGUAUUGCACAAAAGAGUUAAAAAAUCAAGGUUUCGUUGAACAAAAUAUAGUCUGUGAAACGUACCUUCAUAUGCGAUACGAUGGUACCGAUUGUGCGUUGAUGUGCGGCCCUUCCGUGACCGGUAACGGAACUAAGUACGGCGACUUCUUGAAAUCAUUUCUAGAUAGAUAUAAUACUGAGUUUGGUUUCACGAUCAAAGGUCGAAAAAUCAUAGUGGACGAUAUUCGUGUCAGAGGAAUUGGAAAGAGUGCUAUGCCAGUGGAAAAAGAUAAACCACAGCGAACCGAACCACCAUCAAUAGAAAAGCGAGUGAAUAUAUAUUUUGAGGGAGGAUCUCAACCUGCGAAUGUUUUCCUGCUUGAAAAAUUAUUACCGGGGCAUAUCAUAGAAGGCCCCGCUAUUAUAAUGGAUAUGCUCAGCACAAUUUUAGUGGAGCCGGAUUGUACAGCAACAAUAACCAAGCAUGGGGACGUAAAAAUUCAAAUUGGGACAGGUAUAGUACCUCAAAUUGGAUCUGAAAUGGACGCAAUACAACUCAGCAUCUUCGGCCACCGAUUCAUGAGUAUUGCUGAACAAAUGGGAAGAAUAUUGCAAAGAACCUCUAUUUCGACAAAUAUCAAGGAACGGCUGGAUUUCUCUUGUGCAUUAUUCGGUAACGAUGGUGGAUUGGUAUCGAAUGCUCCGCACAUACCUGUGCACUUGGGGGCGAUGCAAGAAUCCGUGCAGUUUCAAAUGAAGUACAGACGCACCUUCCGGGAGGGUGAUGUUAUUUUGUCAAACCACCCAUGCGCCGGUGGUUCUCAUUUACCUGACUUUACGGUUAUUACACCCGUAUUUUAUAAAAAUAUUCCGACACCAAUCUUCUUUGUGGCGAGCCGAGGUCAUCACGCCGAUAUUGGAGGAAUUACGCCAGGCUCGAUGCCUCCCCAUUCUAAAAGUUUAAGUGAAGAAGGGGUCGCGUUCAAAUCAUUUCUGUUGGUAGAGAAUGGGAAUUUUAAAGAAGAUGAAGUAACAAAACUCAUUUUGGAAAGUGGGGGUAGAAACAUAGCCGAUAAUUUAUCAGACUUGAGAGCACAGGUCGCUGCCAACCAGAAGGGAAUUGUUUUAGUAUGCGAAUUAAUCGACCAGUAUGGGUUGGAAGUUGUGCAAGCGUACAUGGGACACAUUCAAGCCAAUGCUGAGAUUGCAGUUCGAGAUAUGUUACGAAUGAUAGCAAAAAAUACAUUUUUGAGAACGGGAUCGAAUGUAAUAGAAGCAGAAGAUCACAUGGAUGAUGGAUCACCGAUACGCCUAAAAGUGACUUUCAAUGAAACGGAGGGAUCUGCUGUGUGCGAUUUUAGCGGGAGUGGUUCAGAAGUUUGGGGUAAUUGCAACACUCCAAAAGCCAUAACAUUGUCCGCUAUAAUCUAUUGCUUAAGGUGCAUGGUUGGCCACGACAUACCACUCAACCAAGGGUGUUUAAUACCGAUCAAAACAAUCAUACCGAAAGGUUCUAUUCUGGAUCCUAGCGAUCAAGCAGCAGUUGUGGGCGGAAAUGUUUUAACUUCGCAAAGAAUUGUGGAUGUAGUUUUGAAGGCGUUUAAGGUUUGCGCAGCUUCGCAAGGAUGUAUGAAUAAUAUCACAUUCGGCAACGAGUCGUGGGGUAAUUACGAAACAGUGGCAGGUGGAAGUGGCGCUGGUCCCACGUGGCACGGCUGCUCUGGAGUGCACGUCCAUAUGACAAAUACUCGCAUUACAGACGUUGAAAUUAUUGAACGUCGAUACCCAAUUUACUUACAAAAAUUUACAUUACGUAAUGGUUCCGGUGGAGCUGGAAAGUUCGUUGGCGGAUGCGGAGUUACCAGGGAAUACCUUUUCAGGGCUCCCGUUGUUCUUUCAGUAUUAACAGAACGAAGAGCGUUACAGCCGUAUGGCAUGGAAGGUGGCAUGCCUGGUAAACGAGGAGUCAACCUCUUAAUUAAAUCAAGCGGGAGAACGAUAAGCCUCGGCGCGAAAACUGCAGUUCCCGUGGAGCCAGGGGACGUCUUCCAACUAAGUACUCCGGGAGGAGGUGGUUAUGGAGAGCCCCUUACAAGCAAUGAUGAAGCUAUAACAGAAAAUCUUUGCAACAAGAAUAAAUCGCAAUAUCUACUUAGAGGAAGCGUUCAUGAAUAUCAAAGGGUGCAAGAAAGUGUAUGACAAAUAAUGAAAUUUACUUCACUUGUGCCUCGUAAUGUACAUGCAUCGUUGUGCCUUGUUAAUCAUUCUUUAUCUUGUUAUUUUUAACGUAAGAAUAAUGUUCUUCGUAAAUAUACCUAUUAAACAAGUAAAUAAAGUCGUCGAUCCGG